UGAGACUAGGGCAACCAAUCUGUGUAUCCCUAAUCAUCACCACACAACUUCCGAAUAAUACAGUGACGCAAUCAUCUGAAACUAAAAGUGGAAUUUAACUUGGCAACUUGGGUGAAUAGGUGGCUUUCUACAUAGCUAGCUAAAUAACUCUACCCACGACACCGAGGAUUUGUUUGAUGAAAGCAAGGAGGUAGUCAAUUGUCUUUUGGUGUUGAUAUAGCUAGCUAUGUAACGUUAGCUAAACUAAUAGCUACUGCUACAUUCUUCUCGCUAGCUAGCAUUAGCAUACAUGUUUUGCUGAACUAGCUAGCCACUGGAUCUAUCUGCUGCGUCAGUCUAUGUGGUAAUGUUACUAACGCCGUUGGAGCAUUGUUGAGCAACAUUUCUCUGAACAUUUAGCUAUUGUAACCUAGUUCGACUUCGGAAAUAUUGAUUCUCAUCUGUUUGGAUUAAUUUACACAUGCUAAUUUACAGGCAAGGGGGUCGGCUAGUUACAUCACCUCACUCUACAUCCUGAUCUGUGAGACAAUGGCUAGCGCUGCCCCUCCAACAGCCGCUGCCUCGACUGCCACUGAGAACCCCAGCCCCGGUUCCAGCAGCUCGACAGCGGGGGAGGGUGGCAAUCAGGACAGCACAUUUGAAUGCAACAUCUGCCUGGACACCUCCAAGGAUGCAGUGAUCAGUCUGUGUGGGCAUCUCUUUUGGUAAGCACCCUCUUGUCUUGACAGUGUUCUGUAUUUGUGAUUGAUUGAGGGGCAUUCAUCCUUAUUAUCUGGUUGCCUGUAAUAAUAAUAAUAAUACGCCAUUUAGCAGACGCUUUUAUCCAAAGCGACUUACAGUCAUGCGUGCAUACAUUUUUGUGUAUGGGUGGUCCCGGGGAUCGAACCCACUACCUAGGCGUUACAAGCGCCGUGCUCUACCAGCUGAGCUACAGAGGACCUCGGGAGAGGGUCUUGUUCACAUAAUUAAAUAUAGUAAUUUUAAUGUAUCUCUGUGGUCUUGUUAUUUCACGUCAUGUUAGUUGCAUAUGGGGAAAUGUUAUUGAUGCCAUUUUAAUUUUCGUAGUGCAAUCUUCAGAUUUCAGGAUGAAUGAUGAGAUGCUAUGACUUGACUGUCAUCUAAUUAUUCUAUCCCUUACCUUCCCUGUCCCCUUGCGCAUCUAGUUGGCCCUGCUUACAUCAGGUAAGUCAGUUGAUACCUCAUUUAUUUUACACAAACCACUGUCAUGAUCAGCUGUCACCUGACCCUUUCCCAAGGGAUGUUUGACUGCUUCUCUGAAUGUAUCAUGCAAUCUUAACCAGGGAUGUCUGAAUUGCCCCCCCCAUGUUUAUGCAGUGGUUGGAGACCAGACCAAACAGACAAGUAUGUCCAGUGUGCAAAGCAGGCAUCAGUCGAGACAAAGUCAUCCCACUAUAUGGCAGGGGAAGCACGGGCCAACAAGACCCAAGGUGGGUUGAUGCACUCAAAACAUGAAAGCAAGGGGCACAGUUUCCAUACAAUCCUCAGUUCUCUACUCUGAAUUUUACAUCCCAAACUACUGCUGUAAACAACUUAUCUCUCAUUGUUAUAGGGAGCGAACGCCUCCUCGACCACAAGGACAGAGGCCAGAGCCUGAAAAUCGUGGUGUAAGUACUGUGUAAUACAACAGCUCUAUCAUCACCAAGCCUAUACUCUCACUUUUCAGACUGUGUAAUUAUUUAGCAAGAAUGUGAGAAGUUCAAUCCAGUUGGUUCUACUGUGUACCACCUGUUUGCAAUGUUGGCUGCUGUAUUGCACUACCCAUUCAUGAUGAAACUAUUACAUGGGAUUGUGUAGUUGCUGUAGUGCAAUCCUGCCCAUAGCCUAAUUCAUUAGCAGAAUUACCUUUUCCACUGGGACCUAUUAAGCUCUAUCUGAGGAGUAAGAGAGAAAGGCUCUCUAUGACCCCUUGAGAAUGACAACACGGCACUAACGAUUGCAUCAACUCUCCCUCGAAACACAUGUUAAAAUCACGUUUUUUUGUACAUAUUGCAUAGUCAUUUUAUAACCCUGUCAAUGCAAUGUUACUGUAAGGUUAUCUUUUUUCCCAUUACAGGGAUUUCAAGGUUUCGGCUUUGGCGAUGGAGGAUUCCAGAUGUCUUUUGGCAUUGGUGCCUUUCCAUUUGGCAUUUUCGCUACAGCUUUUAACAUCAAUGAUGGAAGACCACCCCCAGGUACUUUAGUUCUGCAGGUUUGCCCAUUGUGUAUUGUAACAAUGUUUGAUCAAAAUUAUUGUGAAUGGCCCCCUCUACCUUGAAAAGCAGUUGUUCACCUGUUAAAGUAAUCUCUCUCCACUUGUUCCCCCCCACACAGCUGCCCCUGGGACCCCCCAACACAUGGAUGAACAGUUCCUGUCUCGACUCUUUCUAUUUGUGGCUCUGGUGAUCAUGUUUUGGCUGCUAAUCGCAUAAAUGUCUGUGCGGUCAGGACCAAGGCUCAAGUUGGACAGUUCUUAAUACUCUGUUUCCAGAUACUUGUUUGAUUUUUGUCAUUUUCCGCAUUUAAGUAUUGACUUCUUGACUUGAUUAGCCAUUUAUUUAAUUUUAGUAAUCGAGAUAACUACUGUUUGAUUACACCUGUACUAUGAAUCCUACAGAAGUCUGAAAUUAGUUUUGUUCGAACAACUAAUGGUGUAAUCUUAAAAUGGCCCUGCCUCUCAUUUCCAUCAAGGUUAUUAUGUUUUCAAUAGACAUUUAAGUGUACCUGGUUGGCAAUAUAGAACCAGAUACUAAAAGAGAGAUGGCAAAUCGGUAAAUGUAAGCUACCAGAUGUACCCUCUGUGCUUGUAUGGAUAUAGAUUACAAGUGGUAUGUCCUGUUUCUGAACUAAAUAUGAUAUAUCAAUUCAGGAAGAGACGUAUCAUUGGUGAUA
Coregonus sp. 'balchen' is the source of this 2889-nucleotide messenger RNA. The record is from the annotation of a GenBank genome assembly. NCBI's taxonomy places the organism in Eukaryota, Metazoa, Chordata, Actinopteri, Salmoniformes, Salmonidae.